ACCGCGGAUAAACGGGACAUCUGGUUUUAAUCUCAGCAGUCGUUAAAUCAGUCGUCUCCAAAAGGCAACACGUUUCCCUUCCUGAACUCCUGCGCGUCUUGGCGCGCCGCGCGCCCUGGCGCCGCCGGAGACCGCAAAGGGUUAAACGGGGUUACCAGCAACCCCUUUAACAGGCAGGUGCCCCCGCUCGGCCCCCAGCCCCAAAGUGGAGCUCCGACUUAUUAAAACAAGCUUCUUCCCGCAUCGCAGGAGCAACUCCUAAUUGUCUCAUCGCGAGCGAUGGCCGCAGAUUAGCGCGCGGAGAGCAGAGCGCGACUUCACCGGGACUCAUCGGCUCGGACCGCAUCGGGUCGCUUCCAGUCGCCCGGCAUUUCUUUGAACAAGUGUCCGUGUUUCUUAAAGGCGGGCUGGGGGCGGGGGGGAGAGCUGGAUCCCAGACCCGCAGCUCUUGUCUCCGAUCUUCACCACUUGUCGAGCUGAGAUGCGCCGGAUGCUGUUUCCACGGUGGAUCUGGUUCCUGGCGUGCGCGUCCGCGCGGAUGGAGCUCGGCGGCGCGGCUCUGCCCCGUGUCACCUCUUCGCACGCGGGCAUCUGCCCCAAUGAGAUGAACUCCAACCUGUGGGUGGAUGCCAUGAGCACCUGCACGCGGGAAUGUGAAUCUGAUGAGGAGUGUGAGUCCUUUGAAAAGUGUUGCCAAAAUGUCUGUGGGAACCACAGUUGCGUUGCUGCCCGCUACGUGGAUGGGAAGAAUGGCCCUGUGGGAGUGCCCAGAGAAGCAUCGUGUGCCGGCUUCAUGUGCACCCAGCAGGGCUCCGAGUGUGUCAUCUGGGACGGCCACCCCUCAUGUAAAUGCCGGGACCGCUGCGAGAAGGAGCCGAACUUCACCUGCGCCUCAGAUGGCAUGACUUACUACAACAAGUGUUUCAUGGAUGCAGAGGCGUGUUCUAAGGGCAUCACCCUCUCGGUUGUCACGUGUCAAUUCCACCUCACCUGGCCCAACACGAGCCCUUCGCUUCCCCAAAUGACCACACUUCGUCCUACGACCGCCUCCUUUCAGCCCACCGUCCUGCUACCGAUGGAACCUGAACAACCCACGUUGGUCACCAGCCCCAUUCAUCAGACCAUAAACGUGGGCCAAACAGCCAGCUUCCUGUGUGAUAUCACCGGUCAACCUCAGCCUCAGAUCACGUGGGAGAAACAGCUGCCCUUGGGAGUCAUGAGGGUGAUCAUGAGACCCAAUACUGUGUUGGGGAACAUGGUGGUCACAAACAUUGGCCAGCUGGUCAUCUAUAAUGCCCGGCUGCAAGAUUCUGGGGUUUAUACCUGCAUGGCUUGGAACCCGUCUGGUUCGGUCCAGGCCCAUCACCCACUCACUGUGCUCUCAGCAGAGGUGUUCAGCACUCCGGGGCCCAAGAACCUGAGAGGGUGCCUCACUGAAGAAUGCCAAAACCCCUUUGAGAGCCAGGAGGACUGUGGAACAGAGCUGGAGAAAGUCAGCUGGUACUACGAGCCCAAAUCCAACAACUGCUUUCCCUUCAGACACUGCCGCAGCAGCAACGACCAGUCACUCAGAAAGGUGUUUGACACAUACGAGAGUUGCAUGCAGUGCUGUGGGCCAGAACUGUCCAGGCCCUGCGGACUGCCUGCCCUGCAGGGCCGCUGUAAGGCCUAUGAGCCGCGGUGGGCGUACAUUACCACCAUGGGCAAGUGUCAGCCCUUCAUCUAUGGAGGCUGUGAGGGAAAUGACAACAACUUUGAGUCAAAAGAGCUCUGCGAGGAGAUGUGCCCCUUCCCCAGAAACCACCAGUGCAAGGCUUGCAAGCCAAGAGGCAAGAUAGUGACUAGCUUCUGUAGGAGCGACUUUGUGGUCUUGGGCCGCAUGACGGACAUUACGCAAGAGAAAGACUCAGGCCACGCCCUCGUGACUGUGGAGGAGAUCUUUAAGGACGAGAAGAUGGGUUUGCGCUUCUUCGGCAAAGAACCUCUCGAAGUCACGUUCCUCAACAUGGACUGGACCUGCCCAUGCCCAAACAUAACGGCCGCGGCCGCGGAAGGUCAGGUCAUCAUCAUGGGCAACGUCAGCGAAGGAAUGGCCGUCCUCCAGCCCGAGAGCUACGUGGGCACUUCCAGUCCCCGCCGGGUACGGAAACUGAAAGAGGUGAUUUCGAAGAACACCUGCGACAUCCUCAAAGCAAUCACCAACAGCCCUCAGUAGGUUUCUCACUGCACAAAGCGUAGACUUGACAAAACUGAACUAACUGUUGUGAGCUCGACCUCAAUGAGGCGUUGUUUGAAUAUUUUGAUUGGAAAGUUUAUGUUUCUUGGAGUUCUCUGCUCAUUUUUUGUGCCCAGUUGUAUCGUGUUCAUCUAGGAUCUUGUAUAUUUUAGUUUCUGUUUCUCUUAAUGAUAUAGGACGGAGAUGUCCUUAACUUUUGUCUUAUUGUGCUGUGAACAGGCAUCUGCCUUGGGGAUUUAUUUUGCUUUUACUUUAGUCGAACCUAAUGGUUUCGGGUCUCCAACGAAAGCCUGAUAACAUUUAAAUGCAGUGUCAAAUUGUUUUAUUUAUAAAAGAGUAAAAAAAUCAACCUUGUUUAAGGUGAAAAUUUGUGAAACUGUAACAUUGAACAAAUUUUUAAAAUGACAAAAUGUAACAAAUGCUAAAUAGUAAAAUUCCUGUAAUCGACCAUAUUUCUUUGGAAACUUGGUUUCAAUCAACGUCUCAGUGUGGAAACGGUUACAGAGCCAUUUGUAAUCCUAAUGCUUUAGUGGUUUUUGUUUUCUUUCCGAUGUAAAAAUAGAAUUUGUGAUACCAAGAAUGUAAAUGAACCAAAAAGAACCAAACAGAAAUAUACUGGGGCCCAUCCUAUUUCAUUGCACUGCAGCUUAUUACUAAUUAUUACUUUUCACGUCUUCCAGCAGAAUGGAGAACAGAUCUUUUUUUCUAUUUUUAUAUAAUUUAAAUGGCAUUGUAUGUGUAAAGUCUAUUAUUAAAACUCUACUUCUAAUCCAGAACUUUGUAUAUACACAUUAUAUCAAACCAAAGUACCUGUUAAACAUAAUAUAAGCUUUGAUUUGUUUGAUUAAAAAUUAUUUGUCAUUACAACUCUGUUGUUUCUUUUACAACCAAUUUUGUACUUUUUUUUAUUUUUUUAUCA
Poeciliopsis prolifica (blackstripe livebearer) is the source of this 3155-nucleotide messenger RNA. RefSeq names its product WAP, follistatin/kazal, immunoglobulin, kunitz and netrin domain containing 2b (gene wfikkn2b). Lineage: Eukaryota; Metazoa; Chordata; Actinopteri; Cyprinodontiformes; Poeciliidae. Bases 482 to 2215 code for a protein of 577 amino acids. Gene Ontology annotation, molecular function: protein binding; serine-type endopeptidase inhibitor activity. Gene Ontology annotation, cellular component: extracellular region. The record is from RefSeq and is a predicted model, not a curated record. The transcript has 2 exons.